CCCGUCCCGUCCCGUCCUGUCCGGCCCCGUCCCGCCGCCCGCCCGCCAGCCAUGAGCUCCACGCAGUUCAACAAGGGCCCCUCGUACGGGCUGUCGGCCGAGGUCAAGAACCGGCUCCUGUCCAAAUAUGACCCCCAGAAGGAGGCAGAGCUCCGCACCUGGAUCGAGGGACUCACCGGCCUCUCCAUCGGCCCCGACUUCCAGAAGGGCCUGAAGGAUGGAACUAUCUUAUGCACACUCAUGAACAAGCUACAGCCGGGCUCCGUCCCCAAGAUCAACCGCUCCAUGCAGAACUGGCACCAGCUAGAAAACCUGUCCAACUUCAUCAAGGCCAUGGUCAGCUACGGCAUGAACCCUGUGGACCUGUUCGAGGCCAACGACCUGUUUGAGAGUGGGAACAUGACGCGGGUGCAGGUGUCUCUUCUCGCCCUGGCGGGGAAGGCCAAGACUAAGGGGCUGCAGAGCGGGGUGGACAUUGGCGUCAAGUACUCGGAGAAGCAGGAGCGGAAUUUCGACGACGCCACCAUGAAGGCUGGCCAGUGCGUCAUCGGGCUGCAGAUGGGCACCAACAAAUGCGCCAGCCAGUCGGGCAUGACCGCGUACGGCACGAGGAGGCAUCUCUAUGACCCCAAGAACCAUAUCCUGCCCCCCAUGGACCACUCGACCAUCAGCCUCCAGAUGGGCACGAACAAGUGCGCCAGCCAGGUGGGCAUGACGGCUCCCGGGACCCGGCGGCACAUCUAUGAUACCAAGCUGGGAACCGACAAGUGUGACAACUCCUCCAUGUCCCUGCAGAUGGGCUACACGCAGGGCGCCAACCAGAGCGGCCAGGUCUUCGGCCUGGGCCGGCAGAUAUAUGACCCCAAGUACUGCCCGCAAGGCACAGUGGCCGACGGGGCUCCCUCGGGCACCGGCGACUGCCCGGACCCGGGGGAGGUCCCUGAAUAUCCCCCUUACUACCAGGAGGAGGCCGGCUACUGAGGCUCCCAGCACGCUCUCUCCCCACAUCGUCUCCCCAUCUGGGUUUUUGGGUUUUUCUGUGUUUUCAUCUUUUUUUUUUUUUUUUUUUUCUUAACCCGUUCAGUGCUGCCAGUCAACCAAGGGUCUGUGAGUGUCAGCGUGGGAUCAGGUAGCAGAGCUUUUUUCCCCUUUGCCUUGAUCCUUCGCAAGACGGAGCCACUGGGCUGUGGGGGAAGGGGUCAAGGCCAUAUCCCAAUACGUGUAGGGCGAGGGUCCCUGCUGGCACAUUCAGGCUGUGCUGGGAAGAAGAGACCUGGGCUUGGAAGGAACCGGUCCCCGACGGUUUCUGGUUGCCUCGCCUCUUCCCCUUUUUGUCAGCUGAGCAGUUUGUGGUUUCUAUGCCCGCAAGUUUCAGGAAGUAUUCACAAAAGAAAAAUACAUUUUUUUCCCGAGGGGUGGGGCAGGGACAGUGGAGAGGGUGCUAGGAAA
This is a messenger RNA of Pan troglodytes (chimpanzee), 1449 nucleotides long. Its product is annotated as calponin-2. Bases 52 to 981 code for a protein of 309 amino acids. Lineage: Eukaryota; Metazoa; Chordata; Mammalia; Primates; Hominidae. Gene Ontology annotation, molecular function: actin filament binding. Gene Ontology annotation, biological process: actomyosin structure organization; actin filament organization. The record is from RefSeq and is a predicted model, not a curated record. The transcript has a single exon. Gene Ontology annotation, cellular component: actin cytoskeleton; focal adhesion.